Messenger RNA from Alternaria burnsii, 1935 nucleotides. RefSeq lists its product as uncharacterized. Lineage: Eukaryota; Fungi; Ascomycota; Dothideomycetes; Pleosporales; Pleosporaceae. The record is from RefSeq and is a predicted model, not a curated record. The transcript has a single exon. The coding region runs from base 1 to 1935 and encodes 644 amino acids.
AUGUCCAAACGCAGCAUUUCGUCGCCUUCUCCACCUCUAGAAGCUAAGCGACUACAAAAAGUCAAUAAAGGACUAGCCAACACGAUAUACGAACCACUCCCACAGGGCGAAUUUAUACGUGUUCUAAAACUUCAGCCCGGCAAAGCCGAAGACGACAUCCAGUGCAGCCUCGACACCAUUCAGAUAGGAACGUCGAAGGACGCAUACGAGGCGAUAUCGUACGUUUGGGGCGACGCCAAACACACCGUCGACGUUUGGUGUAAUGGACUGCAGGUGCCGAUUACUGCCAGCCUUGCAAGCGCUCUUCGAAACUUUCGACAUCCCUCCGAGCCUCGACUACUGUGGGCGGAUGCCCUGUGUAUCAACCAGAAAGAUGACCAAGAGAAGGGACACCAGGUGAAAAGAAUGGGUCAAGUGUACGCCAACGCAAAGUGCGUGCUCGUUUGGCUCGGAUGCGAUGUCAACAAUGUCGCCAAAGAUACGUUCGCUCUAAUAUGCGAGGCCAACACCUAUUUCAAGUACUCUUUGAUGAAGGCGGGCAACAAAGCUUCCAGAAUGGAACUAUUCGAGGAACCUUAUCCUAUCAGCAUAGAUCAGGACAGAUGGUCAGGGGUUGUCAAACUCUUCAAAUUUUCAUGGUUCCAAAGAGUAUGGACCGUUCAGGAAGUCGCUGUCGCCGCCGAAUGCCGCAUGUUCUGGGGUUCAGCCAGCGUCGACAUAUCCGAUGUACUGGAGAUAUGUGUGUGGCUUAAUAGAAAAUCAGACUUCUAUGCCACCAUUCAAGGAAUUGUCGGGAGCAUCAAAUAUCGUUUUGGCCGUGACCUGGCACUUUACUUUCACUAUAAUACCCACCGGCCAGCAUCAUGGCAACAAUCUCGAGCUGGAUUGGCCUAUACAGCCAUUAGGUACAAAAAACACACUCUAUGUGGAAUCCUUGGCGCCUCUCGAAAUCUACAGGCUACAGAUCCUAGAGAUCACGUCUACGCAUUCUUGGGCUGUCCAGUCGCCAAGGACGGAAAGGGUCGAACGCUGGUAGACGCAGAUUACACGUCCUCGAUACACGUCCUCUAUAUUCGUCUCGCCCAUGCGCUAAUGAAAAGUCCCACAGAAGGACCGUUCGCACUCUCAGCUGUUUAUCACAGGAGUAGAGAAAGUCUUCUGAAUAGUGGUUGUCCAUCAUGGGUACCAGCAUGGCAUGUUCGUGUAGAUCAUGGUGUGCGAAUCAUGGAUCCAAAAUACUGGUACAGAGCUAAUGGGUCUACGAAGUUCUUUACAACAAUCAGUCCUAACGAAGAAGGUUUUUUGACGGUCGGGGGUUUCAUAUUUGACAAAGUCGUCUGGAGUUCCAACACGAUACAGGUUGAUAGAACAGGCUUGAGCUACACACAUCCGAACCCGACGGCCUGCGAAUCAGACGAGUUGCCCAUCGAUACUCUAUUGAAUCAUGUAUAUCAAAGAACGACUGGAUUAGGAUUUGCAGUACGUCGAGAAGACAUCGUUCGUACAUUGAAGUUGGGCUAUCCCGCAGAACGUUCCAAUGAGUCGAUUUCUGACGAACGUCAAAAAGGAAAAUUGGAAGCAUACAAGAAAAAGACCUGUGUGGCCCGCUCGAGUGGUGUGGAGACUGUAGAGUUGACGGCAAGAGAAAAACGACGUGCACUCCACUUCGAACAUAGUCUGAGAGGAUUAGACGGCUCAAAAUUAUUUUUGACAGAAAAUGGGCGAUUAGGGAUGAUACCGCACGGUGGACUAGUCGAGGUUGGCGAUGUAUGUUGUAUCAUUUUUGGUGCAAUCGUCCCCUUUCUCCUUACACCAGCGAAAGAGGGCCGGCACAAGCUCGUAAGCGAUUGUUAUAUACACGGCGCAAUGGAUGGUGCAGUCGUGCAACAGUUCGCUGGGAGCGACCUCAGUGACCAUCGCAUCAUUAUCGAAUAG